Messenger RNA from Leucoraja erinaceus (little skate), 4740 nucleotides. RefSeq names its product phosphorylase kinase, alpha 1a (muscle) (gene phka1a). Gene Ontology annotation, cellular component: phosphorylase kinase complex. The record is from RefSeq and is a predicted model, not a curated record. The transcript is spliced from 33 exons. Gene Ontology annotation, molecular function: calmodulin binding. Lineage: Eukaryota; Metazoa; Chordata; Chondrichthyes; Rajiformes; Rajidae. Bases 179 to 3880 code for a protein of 1233 amino acids. Gene Ontology annotation, biological process: glycogen metabolic process.
GGCCGGGCGCCGACUGGGGCCGCCGGCUCCUCGCAACUCGGUGCCAGCGAAGUCAGCAACAGGUGGCCCCGGCAGAGGGGAGGGAGGGGGGGAGUGUCAGGCUGCUCGUCGCGGUGCAAGGGGAUUGCCGUGAGGUUGACGGGAGGAUCGUUGAGCCGGGCAGCGGCUGCUGAGCCCCAUGAUGAGGGGCCGCAGUAACUCCGGGGUGCGGUUGGACUAUUACGCCCGGCUAGUGAGCAACACCAUCCUGUGCCAUCAGAAUUCUGUAACUGGAUUACUGCCUGCCGCUGCUGAUCAGCAGAAUGCUUGGGUGCGUGAUAACGUGUACAGCAUCCUGGCUGUCUGGGGUUUGGGAAUGGCCUAUCGUAAAAACGCAGAUCGUGACGAGGAUAAAGCAAAAGCUUAUGAGCUCGAGCAGAGUGUGGUGAAACUGAUGCGUGGAUUGCUGCACUGUAUGAUGAAACAGAUGAUUAAAGUUGAACAUUUUAAGAAGUCCUUAAGCACAAAGGAUGCACUUCAUGCAAAAUAUGAUAAUGCAACAGGUGACACAGUGGUUGAUGAUGAUAAAUGGGGUCACCUGCAGAUAGAUGCCACCUCCCUUUAUCUGCUUUAUCUUGCACAAAUGACUGCAUCAGGGCUUCAUAUAAUUUUUACCUUGGAUGAAGUGAAUUUUAUACAGAAUCUUGUAUUUUAUAUCGAAGUAGCGUACAAAGUUGCAGACUAUGGGAUGUGGGAACGUGGUGACAAGACGAACAGAGGAAUUCCAGAACUUAAUGCCAGUUCUGUAGGUAUGGCCAAAGCAGCUCUGGAAGCAUUGGAUGAAUUGAACCUUUUUGGUGCUAAUGGAGGCCCUAAAUCAGUCAUUCACGUCAUGGCUGACGAAGUGCAGCUUUGCCAAUUUAUUCUGCAAUCAAUGUUGCCAAGGGCAUCACCAUCCAAAGAGAUUGAUGCUGGUCUUCUCUCAGUUAUCUCCUUUCCUGCUUUUGCAGUAGAAGACAUUGAGCUUGUCGAGUUAACUAAACAAGAGAUUAUCACAAAGCUACAAGGUCGUUAUGGCUGCUGCCGGUUUCUUAGAGAUGGUUAUAAAACUCCAAUUGAGGACCCCACCAGACUUCAUUAUGAAAAUGCAGAACUGAGACAGUUUGAGAACUUAGAAUGUGAAUGGCCAUUGUUCUGGACGUAUAUGAUACUUGAUGGAUUGUUCAAUAAAAACCUACAGCAGGUUGAAGAGUACAGGGAAGCUUUGCAUUCCGUUCUUGUCCUGCGCCCUGGCGGUAUCCAUUUAGUACCAGAACUUUAUGCUGUUCCAGCUGAAAAGAUGGCCGAAGAGUCCCAAAACCCUCACACUGUUUCAAGGGUCUACAUGGGGAAGUUGCCACACAUGUGGGGACAAUCUUUGUAUAUACUAGGAAACCUUGUCUCGGAGGGAUUUCUUGCUGCUGGUGAAAUUGAUCCAUUGAACAGAAGGUUUUCAACUAUUCCUAGACCAGACGUUGUAGUACAAGUGGCAAUAAUAGCAGAAACAGAAAAAAUAAAGAAAGUAUUGGGGAAGCAUGGAAUCGACGUUGAAACUGUAACUGAAAUUAUGCCGAUCCGUGUACAGCCGGCUCGUGUUCUUUCUCAGAUCUAUGCAAGACUAGGUUGCAAUAAGAGAAUGGCAUUAAGUGGUCGGCCUUACCGGCACAUGGGUAUUCUUGGCACAUCAAAAUUGUACCUUGUAAGGGAUGAGAUCUUUGCUUUCACUCCACAGUUUGUUGAUCAGCAGCAGUUCUACCUUGCCCUUGAUAAUCGCAUGAUCGUUGAUAUGCUUCGAACAGAGUUAUCAUUUUUAUGUCGUUGCUGGAGAAAGACUGGGCGGCCCAUUGUAACAUUUCCAAUUCUACAGUCCAUGCUCAUUGAUGAUGGGACCAGUUUGGAUCCAUAUGUUCUGUCAACAUUAAGGAAACUCCAAGAUGGGUACUUUGGAGGAGCCAGAGUUCAUGCAGCCAAUGUUUCAACGUUGUUGGUAACUUCAUGCUGCACGCGACUCAGUUUUAUGGAUCUUGGACCUGAUGGUAAGACUGUUGAAGACUCGUUUGAUUCAUUCUAUCAACUGCAUUCAGCAACAAAUCUGCAUGAUUUAAUCGACUUAGACCUUGAACACCGGGAUGAGCUAACUGUGUACUUAAACAAACUGCUUGAGAAGAAGGAAACAAAAACUGCUCUGCUGUCAUCUGGAAAGAAAACGAGUCUGCAUCGAUUCCGUGCCGCUGCACAUGCUACACGGGACGUCGUGUCUCUGGCACAAAAAGCAAAGGAACUUGGCAUCCAAAAUGUCUCUUUAUAUCUACGCAAUAGCUUGUUAACUGAAUCAGGUUACAAACUUAAUAUUGCCACACCAUCCUCAACCCCAGAUGCUCCAGAGCUUUCAGCAAUGAACAUAAAAGACUUGCCGACAGAUAAGUCUGGUGAAGUAGACUGCAAGGCCUUGAUGGAAUUGUUGAAGAAGUGUUCAAGCUUGCAAGAACAGGUUGAAAUAAUCCACUUAAUCUAUGUCACAAAGGGUAUAGAUUGGAAUAUAGAGCAUGAUGAAUAUCCUGAAAUGACCGUCUAUGAUGUCUUAAUGGAAUUGUACACAAAAGCUGGCAAUGAACAAAACUGGGGACUAAUCCGUUAUAUUUCUGGUAUGCUCCAUAAAAAGGUGGAAGAACUUGAUGAGGCGUGUACAACUCUUUUGUCAAAUCAGAAGCACCUAACUGUUGGCCUUCCUCCCGAACCACGAGAGAGAACAAUUACAGCACCCUUGCCUUAUGACGAACUUACUAAACUGAUUGAAGAAGCUAGUGAUAACGAUCACAGUUUGUUCAUCCUCACACAGGAAGUCAUGGUUUAUCUAGCAAUGUAUGCAAGGACGGAACCAAAUUUGUUUGCUGAAAUGUUCCGACUGCGUAUUGGAUUAAUUAUUCAAGUCAUGGCAACUGAAAUGGCCAAUUGUCUCAAAUAUUCAGAUAAAGCAGGAACUCAAAGUUUAAUGUCUGUGAAACCUUCUGACCUGAAGACACUUCUUCACCAUAUCCUCAGUGGAAAGGAAUUUUCAGUUGAAGAAAACAUUGAUCAAUCUACAAGGACAAUGAUUUCUAUCCAUGAUGUGGAUCACACUGGAGCAACAAAAAGUGAGAGAGCUGGAAUUAGUAAACUGAAGGUCGAGAUGAUGCAGAUGGAUAAGCGUAAAUUUUCUGCUGGUCUAAUCAAUACUGAGACGGGAACUUUCAAGCUGAACGAUUCUGAUGAACUACAUGAGGCACUUAGGCAGUCCCUAAUAUCAUCGGAACUUAUUUCUUCUGAGGAAUUGGAUGUUGGUGAUUUUGUUGAUGUACGCCAUGGACAGUGGUUGCGGCGAAGGCGCAUUGAUGGUGCACUCAACAGAGUCCCCAUUGGUUUUUAUCAAAGAGUUUGGAAAAUGUUACAAAAGUGUAAAGGACUGUCGAUUGAAAAUUAUGUUCUCCAUUCAUCUACAACAGAAGAGAUGACUCCGGGUGAAAUUAAGUUUGCUGUUCAAGUGGAGACUUUCCUAAAUUGUGUGCCACAGCCAGAAUAUCGGCAACUUCUUGUGGAGACAAUCCUGGUCCUGACUAUGCUGGUGGACAUAGAUUUACAGUACAUUAGUAGAACAAUUCACAUUGAACGCAUUGCACAAAUGGCAAAUAGCAUAUUUAUGGCAGAACAGACGGCUUUGGGAGCAGACGAUGAAAUGCUGGAGAAGGAUCCUGCCACUGGAAUUUGCAGUUUGCUGUAUGACAGUGCUCCAAGCGGUCGCUUUGGCACCAUGACUUAUCUUUUGAAGGCCACAGCAAUAUAUAUCGAAGAUUUCUUACCAGCAGAUGGGUGCCAAGUUCAAUGAGCUGAUCAUUAAAUUGAUUGGCUCAAAUUAAAUUACAAGACUUGAGUACCAAGAAGUGCAGUAAAUUGCAUUAAAAUUGGAUGUUAUGGGACACUAUUACUCCAGAAACUUUGUCCAUGUUGUCACUCAGUUGCAAAGACAAAAUGACUUUGAAUGAAAUACUUAAAUGACCUAGUGUAUUUUUUAAAAUCCCUUUUUAGUAGAGAUUGCGGAUGAUCUGGGAUUUUAUAUAAAUCUUUUAAGGUGAACGAGUAAAUGCAGAAAAGUUGCAUCAUUAAAUAAAGCAAAAUUUCAUGCAUGGCUUUGUUGCAGCCUUUCAGGCGAUCUGCUAAGGAAUAACUAAGGAAUAUCAAGCUCUGUAUAAACUCAUUGGGACUAAAAGUGUGACACAUGACAUGAAAACUAUAUAUUUUUGAUGUAUAAUAUAUUUUAACAGUAAAAUUACUUCAGCAUCACUUCUCAUAAUGUUUUCUGUGUAGCAUGACACUGAAUUUGCAUUAAGAAUACAUAGUUUUCAUAAGUUGGAGAAAGGUAAACCUCAGGAACAAAUAAAGAAAUGUAAUGUAAAAGUACUAUUUCCUUCACUCUGACAAGAACAAGAGAUUUUGGUCCUGUAGUUUAUGUUUCUUUAUUAUUUAUCAUUUUUAAGACAUUUACACUGACAAUAAUGAUCAUUGUAACGCAACUGCUUUGACUUCAUAUAUAAGAAACUUUAUUUUAGUACAUUUUAAAAAUCAUUAAGAAGCGAAUCCUUUGUCUAGUUUGGCAAUAUACUUGCUUAUAUUUGCCACUUGCUUAUUAAUAAGUUGUUUGUGACUGAGCUGUUAAACAUAUAAAUCUGUCUUUAUCAUUUGCACACA